AUGACCGGACAGUUUCAUUCGAUAAUCGAAUGUCCUCAGGCAUUUCAGUCGGAUGAAGCUGGAGUGGUGGGUGCAUAUCAGAGCUCCUUCUACUGCUACGCCGGUCUCAGUGCGAGGGAUUCACAAGAGUCCGACCAGGCUGGUGCGUGGUGCAAAUGCGCGACAUCAAUGGGGUUCUUUAGUAUACAUCUACACUCACGAUCUGGAUCAUUAACAUCCUGUAAAAUGCUGUCGACCCAAUAAAUAAACCAACUAAGGAGGUUAUGACAACAUAGCGGCUAAGGUUAAAGUAUAGUCAGGUUCCGGGUUCAAUAUGACUAUUUAUAGAAUAGAAUAGAAUAGAAUAGGUUUAUUGUAGCGCCCCUUGGGCACUGUCAGUCCCCUUUGAACUCAGGAAAAAACCUAAAACAAACUCGUCAAUUUCAACUGCACUUUGACUUCAUUUGCUUUGGGUGUCUGGUUAGCCAAAAGAGCGCGAAUUGAGAGUUUGUUUUAGGUUAAAAAAAAACCUCAGUUCUAAGGGAAAAUAAUAACAAAAUUUUCAAAAAAUAACGAUAUGUACAAUAUAAAAAUUGAAGUUUGCAGUUUGGUAGUUUUCGGGGGCAUGAAUAAUAUGUCCUUCAUGGCGAUUGAAGAACUUUGAUAUCGGCCUGACCUUGAAAUUAUUUUCCUGUUGGGUAAAUUUCGGUUUGCUCUAGUUGCUGGUUGUCAGUCUAUCUGGCCAGCUGUAAGGGGGCGGUCGCGCAGUUCCUACGUAUUUUUCAGGAGGCUUACCAUCGUCAAGCAAGAGAAAUAACUCCUUCCAGAAAUACCAUUGAGAGCCGAAUUUCCAAAUACGUCCUGCGCAACUAGUCAACAGUGGUGAUGAAAUCGCAACAUGUAACAACUUGGUGGGGGGGGGCGGUUAGUAGCGAAGUUUUUCAUCUUUAUCGGCCGCUGGUGAUAUAUCAGCCGCAUUUUAUUAGCAUUGCAAUCUUUUUUGGUGGCCUAACCCUAUCUUCUGACGUCUCUGAUGAAUGUUUUGAGCGUCAAAUGAACAAACAACUUGUUCUAACAACGGAGUCCUUUCUUCAGAAAUCGGGAAACAAGUAAAAACGGAGUUCUAUCUCGUAUGUUAGUCAGUUUCAGACCGCAACCCAUUAGCAAACUGGACAGAAUACAAAACCACAGUCAUCUGUACCGAGCGCCACCGGGACGGUCUAAACUCGUUCGAGCAAACUAUGCUUGUAGUUUACAGGGCUUCUAUCGGCUUUUGAAGAUCUCUUUUUCGGUUGAUUUGGCUUCCUACAUUGAGGUAGCUCCCAGUUGAUUAUCUCGAACAACGGUGUCAAAUAGAUGAUGCCAGUAAGUUCGGUUGUUUUUCAGGACAGUGGAGAAAAGCCUAUAUUCGUGCUUAUUCGAGAGUCAUUUGGAAGAGCGCUUUCUCACGUUUAGGAAAUACGAUGGAUCAAGAACCUGUGGAUGAAUGCGUCUCUAGAACAACGUCCUAAGUUUAUUGAUGUUUUGUUUUCAACUCUGCCAUGAUAGUUAGCCGGGGGGAGGGGUGCAAAAGGUCAGAGUUAAAUUAGAUUACCUGACGGGGUUGGGGUUUGGAUAAGGGUCGAAGUGCAGCUUAAAAUUAUGUUAAGGAUGAUGAUUAUGAUUUGCGUUAGGUUUAGGGCCAAAACCAAGCCUUGCCCUAACUCCAAACUAACCCUAUUAUCAAUUAUCCUGCCCUAAAUUAAACAAUGUCUAAAACCAAACUUAAUUCGUCCAUUUGAAAGUUUCUUCUAGUGCUUGCCUGUGAAAGACCGGAGGUACCAUCAAUUCAAAUAACGAAGGUAAAAAUUUAAAACCAGAUCGAUUUGCAUGAAUUUUCUAAAGUUGGUAUUUUACCGACAGUUUUGACCCACAAUUAUAUCCAAUCCUCAGAUCUCUCCAGCUGCUUGCGGGCGAUAACAUACGUCAUUGGCUUGUUUUUGCAUUGCUGUGAUGUCCAAAUCAAAUAAGACAAUUUACUGACUAUGGCAUGCUGGCGUGUCCCAUUUGUCGCGAGGAGAGGAGGCAAACAGUAGUAAACCACUGUAAACUGGCAUUAAAUAAAAAGUAAAAAUUAUUAUUACUUUGUUGGUGCGUAAUAGUUGACAGCGAGGAUUCCCAAAAUAAAAGUUUAGGAAGACUGAGCUAAUUUAAGUGCACUUAUUGUGACAGGAGAACGCAUAUGUGAUUCAUUAGGCCGCGGCAGCAACGGUGUUUACAAAUAGUGCAAACCGUUCAAGUUAUCAACACAAGGGGCGUGUGUGAUUAUGAGCUUUGUCCGCGCUCAGUCAAUCGGCUAGGGUAUACACGUUAAUGUGUGCCAAGUUUUCACUCCGCCACUUUAGUCAACCCUGAAGUUGGCUGCCUCGUUACACGAUUUCCUGAAUGAUUGCCGACAAUUUUGCCUCCCCACCUCACAAGAGAUCUGUCAUCCCGUUUUUCGGAUCUGACCAUCGCUUUCGGCUGGUCUGACGCAAUCGCACUAGCGCAUGCGCAUCAACAGUAACUCAUAUAUUUCUCUCAGUUGAUUGUUUCCCCAUAUCAGUGCCAUCGUUCCUCAUAUGCUCGUAUGUGCCAGAUGGUCUGAGUGACAUCUGUGUUAAACCUUGGAUCUCCCGCCUGUCCCUCUCCUCUUGGAUCGCGAUCCUAUAGUUACUUCCUAGAAUACCGCUGGCGAUUAACGAAAUUGCAGUGUCUACGCAGUGUGAAAAACCACAAUAAGCGUUCCCUCGAAAUUAUAAGUAGACCUCCUAAUUUAUUUAUCUCAAGUAUCUCCACCUGAAAAUCAUUGGCUCGUGAGAGCUUUCGUAAGUCGUCCUUUCUACUUACGCCGGAGGUGAAGCUGACGCACGAUGCUUCUGACCCUGUUCAUCGAUGAGCGUAGACAAUUCAAAUUAUGCUUAUGACGUGGCGUUCCAGCAACAUCUGGCGUACUCAAAUUAAUUUCCUAUCUUCUAUAAAAAUCAAUACCUAUUGCAGCACUUUCGCUCAAGACGAAAGGUACUCACUAAUAAUUUCGUCAAGACAGAAUUAAUAAAACAUAAUUAAUUCUGACAGACGGUUAAAAGCAGGUCUGUGGGCAAUGGAGACGGUUACCCAAACAGGUUGUGAGCCAGCGUUUGCUGUUAAGUUCCCCAUAGCGAGACAUGGGUGCACAAGUGAUCCAUGUCUGGACGCAAUCAGUCGGUGAAGUUCACUACAACUUCGUGAUGCCGCCAAGCAGAGGGACUACCUCGCACGCGGCGCAAGCAGUCAAUUUGAAAGGGCGUUUGGCCGCUGCCAUCACAAGCAUUAGCUUGACACAGAUACAAUUUGCUACUCACUUUGUCACAAAACCCAUUUAUCUUUUCCUCAGCAGUACUGGUUUUGCCGUCUUCUCGGGUUGAAGCUCCCAACCUCCGUUGAUAAGUCUUGUUUAGACUGCCUAAACUCUUUCGAGAUGUUCACCACCUGGAUUACGGCAUCAACUAAUGUUCUGAGAGAAGAUGGAGAAUGUAAUCAACCUCAGGGAUUAAAUCACCUCGAUAAUUCACUGGAUUCCUCGCUAUCUUAAAUAAGACUCGCGUUUAAACUUCUACGAAACACUAAAAAUCGUGGUCAAUAAGUCUGUCAACCGUUGGGAAGCAUAGGUGCUCCUGGUUAGUACUGUGUGCAUUUAUGACGAGUUGCUAAAAAAUAUAAGAGAUAGGUUCAUUAACUCGUUCCUACUUUGGCCACAGUGGCAAUCGUACCUAGAUUUCUAAGGUUACUUGCUCGGCACGACACCUUAGUGUGCCGGCUAAUGGACAAAAACAACUUACCAGUUCUGAAGCCCCUAAUUCUCACCAGUGCAGUAAAGUGUGUUGUUCUUCACUUUCCGCAGCUGCCAGCCCGUGUCUGCACUUCGCCCCCAUCAUUUAGUCAUGGUUCUCGCCCAAUUUGUCAGAUCUAAUCGGUUUUCCGUGUCCCCAUAUUUUUUCCAGCCCAAGCGUUUUCUAGUUUUUGCAUGCUGACCGAUUAUAUGUUAUACCUCAAUAGGAAAGCUUUAUGAUCACAGACUCAACACUCCGUCGUUUAGAUGGCCUAAUAUUCAACCCGCGGUGUUUAGGCUCAAGGUUAAGUGCUUGUGACGUCUCGGGUUCGCGUUUGGAUGGCGCCUCCGAUAUCGGUCCAGUCGCAAAAACUGAUAGGUUUUCUCAUAAUGUUGUGCGAACUCUUUAGGUUGGCUCAUUGAACGCGGCGUUUUAUCUAAGGAGUAUGUCGGGUCUCUCGAAUUGCUUGCAGAUAAAGUCGCCGCCGCAGAGCAAGCAACAGCCGAAAAGAUUCGCCAUAUUAGCAAGGAACCCGGUGAGCUUCUCCAUAUUUUAACUCAUUUUUCUUGGAAUUUAUUUUAAAAGGCAUUCAGCAAAAUCAAAAAAUCUUAAGACCCGAGUGUAUAAGAUCUGGCGAGCUCGCCAAUGUUGACUUCAGCUUCCUAGUUUUCAAUCCCGGUAGCCGCAUAGCACGUCGUCUACUUUUUGUCGAAGUAUUCAUUUGCCUUCACGUCCAGCGGAUGCUUUGGUUGGACUGUCUUUCGAUAUCAUUGUGCUCUUUCGCUUUGCGCAGAAGCUGACAAACUCAUAUUAUCCACCAAACUCUGCCUGAAAUCGCUGAUAAUUGCUUGCUUGUGUCUUCAUUCCUCUUAGGUCGUCAGUAGAACUGUGGGCACUGACUUUUUACGUAGAGUGAGUGGGAACUGUAAAAACCGACUGUGGAAACUUUGAAAUCAGGCUGUUCUCGGCUUGUCACCUUGACCAUUUAUUUGUUUAUAGCUCUAUUGUAUCUGAACGAACAUCAUGAUUAAUUCAAAUAAUCAUGCGUCAUCGAUGGUCGAUUUCAUGUAAACUAACAGCAUGUUUUGCAAAAAAGUGCUCACUUCUUAUUUACAUUGUGUUAAGAGCGUCCCGGAAUUACGCUUCCAAUAUAGCCUCCCCUCUGCCACUUGUAGUUAAGUCCUAUUUGAGUUCCUCACUUUUUUAGAAUUUUUUAUGCACAUUUGGGGAAUGUUUUAAACACGAUACAUAUGAUUUCUUUCGCCUUAACCUUUUCUGUUAACUAAUUUCCUAAAUUUUGACAACAGACCAAACUUUAAGGGUCGACGGUCGUGUUUCAAUAAUACGAGACCAAUGUGGUCGCCGAUCCGCCCAAUUUGUAUUUGUGCUUGUAGCUUUCUUCAAAAACUCAUAGAAUGCGUGCGAGUCAGUGCUUUAGCUAGUUUCACAUUUGCUUAAACAAAUUAUUUCUCACUCUGUAUUUGUACGCUUGACUUCUUGUUUUUUCUUAAAUUUAGUUUUAUACCUCUUCUGUCAGAAAGCACUCGAAUACUUGGAGAAGACAGACGAUACGAAGGACUUUUUCGGACGAUCGAGCUCGGAUAUAAGAGUACUUUUGUCUUUUUUUGAGCAUUUUUAGCAAUGGAGGGAUUUAGUCUCGCGCUAUGAAAAGCAAAAUCUCUACCUUGGUAAGCUAUCAAAGUUAUUUAUAACUCGGUCAGCUGAGGUAGCGGAACGCUUGAAUGAACUGUGUUUCCUGAUUCCUAAAUGCAAGUCAGCAAUCGCGGAUAGGCAGAAACUCAUAACUGUGAGUCUCAUUCUUCGCUCUUUUACUUUAACGGCAUACGUUGCGUGCAUUUCCGUUCUGUUCCUUUUCGCAAUCCCAGUAGUAAUAUGAUUAUUUCCAAGGCUAUUCCUCCGAUUUCCUCACUUCUCAGUAUAUUUUGAGAGUGUCAGUCAACUUUUUAGAACGCUCUGUUCAUGCAGAUGUUGGUACUUGCUAGUUUAUGCCGAUGGACAAGAGUUUGCUGCAAGCGAUUUAUUGGUAGUAUUUCUGUGCUAUUACUGCACUGAUUCAGUUUGACCCAUUCCACAGGAUCUACAAAAGAAGGUCAAGGAGUUCAGUGUUAAUCAGCAGUCCAAAGAAGCGGAACUGGAUAGAUUCCGAAAACGCUUCGAAAUUACGGUAAGGUUCUAAAAUGCACUAAAAUUCCCUCAAGGAUGAUUACGUUAGGUUGCAGCUGUUAGAAAAGGCCAACACGGUCCCGCAAUUGCUUUCUGCCCUGCUUAGCGACCUUCAUUCCGUUGCGCCUGCAGUCGAGUACUACACUUCCUUUACUGAAUUCAUAAAUAAAAGGUAAGUCGGUGGUGUAGAUUCCGCGUAUUGUCUGUAUCCCAUACCAAUUACGAAUCGUACCAAAGCAAUAAACUUUGAGUUAUUAUGCAUAGUGGACAUAUUCGUCCGAGUAUGUCACUUUCUAUUGUUACGAAUCUACGAACUGAGCCGAUUCAAUAAGGUUUUCUUCAACUGAACAAAACAGUGGGCGGCUUUCGUUAAAGUGGAUGAAGCGCUCAACUUCCCGUAUCUGUCGUCAGAUCCGCAUCAUUAUCAGAAUCAAAGUCUGCAAGUCGGAAAUACUAACCUUGCUUCUUUUCAACUCCAAAUCUUCAACAAUGAGGGCUAAAUAAAUGUAGAAGCUGAAUGCGUCUGUAUCAGAAAUGUGUGAUAGACUAAUGAAAUAUUGAAGUAGUUUGCUCUCGGUGAGCAGAAUUUCCAGGUUUUUCGAGAACACCGAACCGGAUUGUUUCGGUAUGUCUUAAGCCUGCCGAUAGAAGCGAAGAGGCGAAUUCUAAGUGGUAGUUGUGAAGCACGAAACACGAUCGUCGGAACAAGAACUUUAUUAGCCUGGAGUUUCGGAUUCACACUCGAAUUCGUCAUCAGAGACAAAAUCAAAUUGGAGUAGCGGGUCUUACAGAUGUUACAGUAUUUGCAAUAUGUAGUUGCUAUGCCACUGCAUGCCCAUUAAAAUUGGCAGCUCAGUUCAGUUUAUUUGAUGGAAAGUAAAUGUGUAUAUUUAAAAUCCCUAUUUGUUAUGCGCAGGGGAAGUAUGUGGAAAAAGUGGAAAGGGAGUAACAUGAACGAAAUACAAGAGGAAUAUCAAACACUGUACAGAUGAGCACAGUAUUUCAUGCGUUAACGGUAUUUGAAGGCAAAUGAACUCGGUUUGUUGAUUAAUAUAGGAGAUAUUCGAAGCACACCUAAGCUACAGGAAAAGUAAUAAGAUUGGUAGUCUGCAAGCAUCUUGGUAGAUGCGGACAGCGUGCAUCGUAGCUCGAAAAGUAGUAUAUUACAUAAACAAAUGUUACUGAAUUAUUAGCAGUAGCGCCAUGAUGUUACCAAGUUAUUAACGUCGGCUAUCAAGACGGCUGCGGUCAGGCGGCAUUGUGGUGUGCACUCCAACGUUGAUUCAGCCUCCGGUUAAAAAUUUCUACGGAUCCAGGUAUAACAACGUCAUCAGGCAGAGCAUUCUAAGCUGCAACCACUCUGUUGGAAAAGAACUUUCGUGUGUCUAGCGGGGCACCAGUCACACGUAGCUUGAGUGGUUAGUCGUAGUCGCCAACUCGAAGAAGCCUCCUAAUACGAGGCAGCAGCCCUAAUUGCACAGGAUGCGGAAAGCUUGUAUUAAGUCGCCACGUAGUUGCCUGUAACUCAGGGGAACGAGAUAAAGAUUAGCUAAUCGUGUUUCGUGGGGUAGUAACCACCGUCCAGUUACAAGUUUAGUUGCUCGCCGUUCAACUUUUUUGAGUAUGUUGAGGUUUUUAGCGGUCCAGGGUCUCCAUGUUUGAAUGGCCAACUCCAUAUGCGAAUGUAGAAAAGUUCGAAAAACCCUAGCGAAAUAGUCUUCAUCGAAGGAAAAAGACGCCCGUUAGCUACCUUUUAGCGGUGCUGCGAAGGCUUGAGCGAGGUUCUGAUCCACACACCCAUUCCUUCUGGGCGUCGACUUCUUGCAGUGGUUUGCAGUCAGGUGGUAGACCAUGCGGUUAGGUGAACUGUUUCCACCUAGUCGUAAGAAGUUACACUUGUCUACGUUAAACGGCAAAAGCCAGUCGCUUGACCAUUGUUCGAGGCGGUCUAGGUUUGUCUGCUCUCGCGCUUCGUCAACUUCAUUUCAUAUGGUACUCCAGGUCUUUAUGCCAUCAGCAAACAUUGCGACAUCGCAAUCCAGUUCGUUCGUACAGUUGUUGGCGUAUAUAAUGGACAGUGUAGGGCCAAGAACGGAGCCUUGGGGAACACCAAUCCUAACGGCAGCCUCUUCAGACUGCUGAUCACUGACGUGGACAGCCUGAGAGCGGCCGAGUAAAAAGUUUGAAUCCACAUCAGAAGCCUAGCUCGCACUCCAAUACGGCUGAGUUUGUACAGAAGGCGGUGGUGAGGCAUACUAUCGAAGGCCUUCUUGCAGUCGAUAUAGACCCCAUGAACCAUAUGCCCUCUAUCAACAGCCUGAGUCCAAUAUUCCAGACAGUAGAACAAAUUUGUCACACAGGACCUGCCUUUGCGCAAUCCAUGCCGGAAAUCGAAAAGUAGAUGGUUUUGUUCAAGGAGCUGCAUUAACUGUUGCUGCUGGUUGGGCUCAAGAGAGAACCGGUAAGGUACAACGGAACGAGUAAGUUCCGUACGAACGAUCGGUGAGCGUCCCCUACGACUUCUCUAUAAUCUUGCGGCAAAUGCAAAUGAGGCUCACCGGUCUGUAAUUGUUUGCAGAGACCAGACAUCCGCCCUUGUACAGCGGCGUAACUCACGCCGAUUUCCAGUCGGCCGGCAGAUAUCCGGCCUCGAAAGAUGUGUGGAAAAGCACAGAAAGUGGUUUAGACAAAUCACCGGCGAGUUCCUUCAAAAUCUUCACCGGAAUUUCAUCGGGACCUGGUGAUGUUAGUUUCUUUAACUCCACCAAAACCAUACCCUCAGUCCCAAUAAUUGUGGCCUCUUCGAAGUCACGCGCGGGAGGGUUUAAUCCAGCUUCACUACUAAAAACAGACUGAAAAAUUCCGAAAGAUAAUUAGCUUUCGCACCAUCUUCAGCGGGAUUCUCACCCUCGGCAGUCCUCAGCAGUGCUAUGGGUCCUUGUUUCGCGUACGCUGUCUUAUGUAGCUGUAGAAUAAUUUAGGGUUCUCCGCGGUACGGUUAAGCAGAUCCAGUCUGAAUUAUCUUCUUUUUCUAUGGAUAAGGCCCUUGACUCGAUUUCUUUAAACUUUGUACGAACUUGUACGACUUUUCUUACAGCGUGCGCUUAUUAUUCACUUCAUUCUUUAAGGCUUGCGUAAGCCAUCGAGGUCUGCCAGUUCACCUCUGUCGUGAAGGCGGAUAUUAGUUUGCGGUGAGCCUGUGCAGUACUUCUCGGAACCGUUGCCAGUCUUCGCGUACGUCUCCAGCAAAUACAGAUUCCCACUCAAUGUGUGUAAUUUCAGCCCACAUUGGGUCGAAAUCUCCGCGCAAAAUGUUUCUUCUAACUGUCUUGGGUCUCCCGGGCAUGGAAAAGAGCGAGUACUUCCAUAGUAGAACGAUGUGGUCACUUUUACCUAGGGGAGAUAGGCAUAACACCUCGUCAAUGCUGUCCUGUGAUUUCGUAAGGACAAGAUCAAGGCAGUUGACCUGUUGGACUUCGCGUACUCUAACUAUCUCAUUCAUCGCAGGGGAUUGCACGCGGUGCGUCUGACUGGCCAGGUGUUGCAGUAUGCGGCUUCACUGAGCCUGUAUGCCUGUCAAAAUUAGUAGGGGUUGCACGCAGUGGGAUAAUGGUCUAGUUACCGGGAUUUUGUCAUCCCGGUCAAUUUGGCUCGCCGGUAUUUGCACCAGGAGCAUUGGUCAUCUGAAUGCCCUCCGCUAGGUUAACUACUUUGAAUAAGCAGAGUCUCGGCAGAGAAUAUGGAGCAGAGAGGUCAUUGUGUUUGUUAACCGACGGAGGGUCGGAAAGCCACGACUCGAGCGGUUCGUGGCUCACGGGGUUGUCACCUCUUGAGAGAAUUUCAGAGCCGCCAAACUUGAAUGGGUAGCCAUAUCCUGUCGAAUGAACCGCAACUUAGGAUCUUCCGUUGUUUCUCCUCAUUGCAGUUGAAUGCUCUGCUAUCCGCGUCCACAGUAGUCUUCCAGUUCCUUCGACAUAGUUACCUUGCCCACAACUGUACCAGAUCCGGCAAAUGACUCCAGACGUUUCUUGCCUUAGCAGUGGGCCCUCCGGCCUCGCUGGUGUAGCGGUCUUGCGCAACUGCGUUUGUGGCUGCCUGGGUAGUUUCUGUUGUAGCAGUGUACCGGUUUUCUCGGCCUGUCGCGUUUGAACUUCAGAAUUCUGUGCUUGCUGUGUGAUCACUGCAAUUCAUUUCGGCUUUUUGCCAACCAUACUAGCGCUCCGGCCAAUCCAAUUUGGAUUCAGCAUUCUGUUUCCUUAUAAUCUAUCUGACCUGCUGUAACCUAUCACGGUGGGCCGAAAAACGUAGCUUGGAGGGUCGCCUGGUUACGCAAUAACUCAGUCCUACUCCGCACUGAUAGUUAAGUUGAAAUAACUCACUAAUCGUGGUUUUUGUAGUAACUCAUGUGUCAUAUGCUGCCUCUCUCUGGAGCCUCUCCCGUUUGCUCGCCGUAGUCAUCACCUGUGGGGCACAUGUAGAAGUGGAUUCGGUCAUGUCAGCUACUGCCUGUCAUCCUGUCAUUGGAACAUAAUUCGUAUAUGCAGAGUGUAAAAUAGAUACCACGCAAAUAUUCACCGCCAUAAACCGAUUUACGCGCACUUUGCCUUCUCCGGGAGAGUAGCAUGAGACUGACGAACUGUCGUGAAUCUUUACCCAAGCCAAAUUUAUGGCCGUAUAAUUGAGAUCAUAGCUCAUACCACCGCGUGUGUUGUUUUGUGCUCCUAAUUAAAAAACACUUCUUCUUGGGCUGGUAUACGAACUGUUUUAAAGCCCUCUGCACGGUCUAAUAUUGUCUUUAUAUUGUGACAUUUGCGUAACCCAGCUCUCCAUGAUUUGUCCUGAAAUUUUCCAUUAUAUUUAUGUCUUUUCACCCUCCGUUAUUCUUUGCCCAAUUGGUUCGCGCUGCUCGUGCUAUUGUUCUUUAGUAAUUCUGAUGCCCAAAAGACACCGGCUUUGCCGUGUAGCACCCUCCGCCUUCUCCUCUCGUCUGGCCACGUGACAGUUUACGAGUGGAAAAACGGCCGAGCUCCGGACUCUAUAGGCAAAAGCGACGAUUAUUUGGCCGACAUGCUGAGCCAGGAACGUAAACGCGUAGAAAAACUGAAGACCGAGAUUGAAACUACCGCUCAGAGUGCUGAACUGGAGGUACUCCUUGCCCGCUUCUCCUAUUACUAAUUUGGUUUUUCCACGGUUGACCCCAUACACCACAUUUAAACUUAAAAGUGGCAGUGACUCCUUAUCACAACAUUUUUCAAAGCUCUCCUUGAGAAUACCACUGCCGCUAACGUUAGUACUGACAGCGUACAGGUAAUUAGCAUAUUUACUGCGAUAGAACAUCGUUUCACCAUGUACCAAACAUGGUUGUCUUUUAAAGAUGCGGACGUCUUCAAUACAAUUGAGGAAGUUGGAACCUCUUGGUAGCCUAGUCCAUAGAUAACAAAACGGUUUGAUCAAUUCAGGAGGCAGAAGCACUUAUCGGACGCUACUGUGAGGGGUAUGGACAUUCUUGUUUACGUCAGAGUUGGUGGCCUCUCGCCGCAUCCUCGCAGUCAGAACGAGGGGUGACCAAAGUUCGAUCAUCUAUAAGGAAAGACGUGAGGAGCGGGAGGGGAUGAUCGUCAAGGUAGAGGUCAGAAAGGACCAAAAAACCAUCUUCAGUCCUGAAAAUCGCUGUGGCUUUGCAGUGGCAGUGUAUGGGCAUCCAGGUCAGAACAGUCGCUCAACACUCGGUACGUUGGUGCAAACACUUGAUAGUCCUUUUGGCACCUCCUUUGGAGACGUCCAGCAAGUUUAUUCCUUCUUUGCGCCAUUUGUGGAGUACAGAAUGUCUGCUUGACUGAUUACUGAUAGGUCCACUCUCCGUUUAAUGCCUAGUGGGUUGUUGGAUUGGGCUUCAAUGACCGCCCACCAUUUGUUGGUUUUCAGUAGACGGCAGUAGGAUGCCUAUUUAUUCGGAAGUAUCUGUCUGAUUUAGUAGGCGAAACCCACUACUUCCCGUCUCAAAUUCUGUAAAUUUAAUAACAUCCUCAAUGGAGCUAAAACAUACCAGGAAAUUGCUCCACGUAGCUUUCAUUUGUUACGGCAGAAGUGUCGUGAAAUUUUCCCUGCCUGAUUUUCGACGCUUAUUAAAAACUUGGUAAGACACCGGUUUCGUAGUCCCACAUGAUUAUGUUUGAGAUCAAAAGAGGCAGUAAAGAUUCCAUAAGAAGUUCCACUGUGUGUGUGUGUCUGUGUGGGCUGCACCUCCGAAAUCGAAAGUGGCUGAGCUUUGACAGGCGUCAGUGGUCUCUGCUGUGAGUCCCGUUUACUCAUCUACUGCCUUAUUCUGAUUGGGUCCUUGACGGAGAGCAGUCAGCGCCCUACUUACUGGCACGUUACUAAAUAAGAGGGAUACGUCAAAAUUAAGCGGGGCCUCAUUCUUUCGAAAUAAACGUCUCUUUCAAUUUUCAGGGAAAACAAGUUGGUGGAUAUUCGACUGUCCGUAUGCCAUACAGUUUGGCGCAGUAGCUCUGAGAGGAAAUUCACCUAGCUACAAAUUGGUGAAUACGAUAAGUAGUCUGUUGAGCAGUGUUGAUUGGGAUGACUUUCCGCUGUUAGAGCAUGGGACCCAUGAUUCGCAUUUCCUAAAACGUUCUUUCGCCCCCACUUAGGCCUUUAUCCUGGCCACCCCCUCUCUCCUCAAGUCUUUUCCUACAGAAUAGAAUAAGUCUCUUUUAGUACCUCAUGGGCGCUCUCGGUCGGACUGACGAAACUUUGACCAUUCGUCAUUAUGACUGAGUUCGCUCUCACCUUCAAACUAUCCUCUCCAGAGUGAGCAAAAGGGCCCACUCUAUCAAAACUAUCACCCGAUAAGUCAACUUGCCUUCUGAAUGUAGUAAACCUUCAUUUUAGGAAAGGCUUUCGCCGAUAGGGUUGCGGCACCAGCUUGUUCCAUUUAGUCUUGGGGCUCCAUGCAUGUAGUCGCAAAGUGACUAGAAAUAUAUGGUGAGGGCCAGCUCCGACGAAGACGCGAGAGACUGGAAUGGCAAUUUCUGGUUUAUUGGUCGUUAUCGGCCCGUCAUACCCAGCCCUAUGCAUGGAACAUCUGGGAUUCGAAUCCGGAACCUUUGCGCAUUAAGUCCAGUGGCCUACCAUUAAGCCACGAGUCCGGCGCCCUGUCGAUUGCGAUCGGAAAUUUUAAUUAUUAUGGGAAUGGUGAAACACUAGAAUGACCAUUUCUAACCAAAGACCUUGGGUUCGAAUUUGAGGUGCUGCAAACCGCGGGUUGGGUAUGGCUGGCUGAUGACGGCAGAUAAGCCAGUCUCCCUUGUGUUUGUGGGAACUCUCUUCAGCAAGUCUUUUUCACCCUUAAGCAAUGAAUUUGUUUCACCGGUAUUCUUUUGCUGCGUGACGUAUCUGCGGCUCUGAGGUUUGGUCAGACAGUGUUAUUAGGUGUGCUGUUUUUGUUUGCUGUAGUAUUGACGAUGGCAUUGCCGGUGGUACUGUAACACAAGCUCACUGCUCAUGCUUCGCCGUUGCUUCAGCUUACGUGGUUGAUCUGGUCGGUGGCAAAUCUUUUACUAUAGGCAUAGUUGAUGUGACAAGUACAAUGACGGUAUUUAGCUAGUACUCGCAAACUAACUUUGCGAGUCAAGGAAAAAAUGGCUGGCCAUCCCAUCCCAUGUAACAGAAGUUGUUCCAGUCUAUUGGACAGUUUACUUCAAGCGUUCAGCACACAGCCAUAGGUGGCGUAGGCUGCCUGCGAAAUACACGGACUCUUGGUCUGACGACCAUAUGGAGUUAACAAAUUUACUGAUAACUGGCAAAUCGACUACUUACGAAAAGGUCAAAAACCAUGAUGACCGUCAUCCAAUAAAGUUUUAACCGUUGUCGUUUAGCUCAAUUUUGGAACCCUAAAUUUGUGUCCCAGCAUAAUGGGAUAGGAGGCGUUUGCCCUCGAAUCUAAAUACUACCGGAAAACAUCCCUUCACCGAGCAAUCCCCGCAUCAUCACUGUCCGUCGAGUCACGACUUGACCGGGCGUGGGGGGGGGGGGUGAGCAAUGAUUCGCAUGCUUCAGCCUAACAAGAUCAAGCCAGUAUCUGAAAAAAUCGUUGACUUGUGAGUGCUAUGGUACAACUGACUUGAACGGAAAAAGAGUUUGGCCUGGACGGCGCAACCUACGAGCACAUGAGGGGUCGGCUACGUUCUUCGCUAUCGCCUUCAGUCCGCCCACACCCUGUGGAGCCUCUGCAAGCAUCCCUACAAGCUCAUGGACAUAAGCUGAGUUGGUGAGACAUUUGUCUUCACUCCCCUAGAAAUUAUAAAGAUUUUUGGGUUAAUUUUAGGCAUCAGGCUUAGCUUUAAGUCUAGGUAUUAGGUUGGAGUUAGAAUAAUGUCAAUGUUGGACAAUACUAUCAGUCUGCGUUUCCAAAAUCGCGCUUUUGCUAUUUUGUUUGUUUCACCAUUUGUGGUGUGGAGUUACUAAGCGGAGUAAUGGUAGAAGGUAAUAGGGCGAACGUCCGCGACACUGGCGACAGCAUGAGAUAAGAGACAGCGGACGCCUUCCCGUGAUUUGGUGGGUGACUGGCAGAAAACUAACGAAGGAUUAAGUAACUUAUUGGCACUCAGCGUCUGGUUUUGUCUUUCAUCAACAAAAAAACCGAAUAAUUACUGCGAUGCCCGACCUGGCAGGUUCGGAAGACGAAGCCGGAAACGCAUGGUCUCACCAACGGUCUAGGCGCUAUUCACCGGAUUAUGUAGGGAGCGGAGCUUACUCAGUGGACGGCAGUUUUCCCCAAGGGCAACGCAUGCUUUCCCUGACGUCGUUAACAGGACUCACGGUCAACAGCUGGAAGACAUUAAUUAGAUUAGCAGUUAGCAACCUAAGGAAGAAGCAGGAACGUUUUCCAACAACCUUGUCAGUGACUAGUGCACUAUGAAAUCUAUCGUAAACGUCGCAUAAGACGUAGGCAAAAGUGGCAGGGAUCAAUUCGGCCGACUGUUAACGUCAGUGGACAUCAUGGAACAUUUAUAAUGUAUACUAGGCUACCUAAAUCUUAUAAGUAGACACUACAUUAAUAUAAUAUAAAAGUACCGUAGCCUACCGCGAACGGCAGUCCACAUGACACUGUCAGUACGUUUAUACGCUAUGGGACACUUCUAGUUAGUGACCGGAACCGUAUAGCAUUGCCCGAAAACAUAGCUUCCGCAAAUUAACAUGACUGUCGUUCACCGAAACACUUGUACUGCUCCAUACCUUUAGGUCAAAAACCAGUCGCUAACGGACAUAUGUAUAGCCUAGGUGCGGACGACUCAAACCAACAGGCAGGAAACAUCUAUAUUUUUGCAAUGACAAGUUGUGUGAACUACUGUUUUUCGGCACUUAUCACGGGAAGCACCUUUGGUCCUACUGGUUGCCCAUUUGCCAUUGCUGCUUUCACCAAUCCGUAUAUAGUCUGAUCGGUUCCUUCUUCGAUUAUUCCAGCUCAGCGACGUUAACCUUCUGGAAUUUGUCGGUGAAAGCACUGAUGUGACAGCCACUAACACAGACCUCAAUGACAUCGACUUUGGCGAUUUGGCUGAAUCCUUCGGGCUCGAUGUUGUUGAUGUGACCGAAUCUGCAGAGGCAGAUGCCGAGACGAGUGGCGUAGCUGCUGCGCAGAAUACCUCUCGCGUGGCGCGCGGAGCAAAUGCCCGACUCCUUCUGGAUACCUCCGAAGGUCGCGCAUCCCUGAUUGGCGACCUUGAGGAAUUGACAACUUUCUUGCAAAGGAUGAUAGAGAACCAGCGAGAUUUCCACGCCUCCACUGAGGGCUCAUCAGAUACCCAGAAGCCUAGCGGCGGGAUUGACGUCCAUUCUUUGGCGCCCAUCUAUCAUCAGAUACUGCAGGUAAGUCUGUGAAUCAUACAGAACCAAUGCACCAACAUUGAAAGAAAAUGCCGUUCGGUCGCUACAACUUCAUCUUCAAGUUCACACUGAAGCGGAAAUGCACAUACGCUGACUUAAAAGAGAAUAGACGAUGAGAAUUAUGGCGCGCCGGCAACUGCCAACCCUUCAGGACAAUUAACACCCAUAUUGGCAUGGUUGCCCACUUCUGCUACGGCGCACGUCUUGACACUGCCCCCUGCGUCUGCAUAUUUCCCCUAUUUUUCGUUUGCUUCCUUGAAUUGAGAGCCGUCGUAAGGUAGAUUUAAUCGGCUUACAGGUGGUAACAUCCAAUGCGAAGCACGUCUUAAGGUGGAAAUUGAGCUGCUAUAUGAGGUAGGCACGCGCCAGCGACUUGACUCUCUACAUGCUUUGUGUUCGUUCACCGUCGAUGUUGACCACCGAAUUCUGCGUCAUGGGAACGAAGGGUGGAGUAACACUACAUAUAACCAUAGUGUUUUCGUAAGUUUAGCCUCCCCUUGCGCUUCUCCAGGAACUUCGCAGUCGAGGCAUCUGAGCCAAAAGUAAGGAAUUUCGGGUGCUCAAACAGAAUUUUGGCCAAUUUAAGCCCAAGCGUGCGAUGCAGUGGAACAGUAGAUCGGAGCUAACAUCGCCACUGUGUACUUCGUAUACUUUGUGGAAACCCCUAAUGGCCGUUUUUGUUGGCUUAUUAGCUAGUCCUCCUAUUGCUGUUAUGCGCCUUCUCCUGCUUUCGAAAUGGGAAUACUCGGUUUGCAAAUAAAUGUGGAGGCAGUUUGCGUAGAAUGAAAUCAUUUGCCCCAUCAGGUUUAUCUGUUUGUUCGGGAACUGGUAGUCGAACAUUGUAUGCUCGGAAACUUCGGUGCAAUUAACGCUUAUUUCCGAGAUCGUCGCUUACUCCGUAGUACUAAGCACGAGGUUCUUCACUUUUUGCAGUAUCAGAGGGGCUUGCUGUCCAGUUUAAACCAGUAAUGUAUUUUAGCUACAAUUCAUUCAGCACAUCCGGUAAUGUUGAUGUGAUUUUCGUUACUGUCAUAUUGUAUGCAGGUAUGAUAUUUGAUAUGCAGAGAACUUUGUGAGUUAAACUACUCGAAUUUGUUCGCAAGUCUCAGCCCAGUAUUUGAUGCGGCAUGCACUCAUUUAUGUUAAAGGAUGUACCAAGGAGCGUUAGUGCUGUGUCUUCCGCAGAACUUUCGAAUAUGGCGAAGGACGUGAAGACCAUGAUUGACAAAAUCACUGAUGAGUAAGUUUACUCUGUGACUCCUUCGCUUUUCCUAAUGAGCAUAUCUGCAUUUGCUUUUUACUACCGAUCCAAUAUUCCCGCUGAAAGCAAUCCGAACGAUCUCGACUGUUGAAAAAUUUGUCACACUGCCCACAACUCUCGGCUAGUUCGUAUCAGGGCGAGUCCUUUUGCUGUCUUUCCUUACUACCGUAAGCUGCCUUGCUGAGCAAGUUUUAUGCAACACCUUUUAGAUCUGGGUUCACACAAACUGCCCAACUCUACACAUACUUUUCGUUGUCUGCCACAACUAAGUUCUCGAACCUACUCAACCUUGACGCCCACCUGACUUAGCCACUUGCGGCGAUGCUGCUUUCCUGCAGAAAACAGUAACACUAGCCGACCUCAAUUGUCUACGCGAAUUUGCGGUCAAAAGUGAGAUCGUUUACAUCUCCAGACACACUGUAGCGCCGACCACAAAAGCAAUCCGCCCAUUAUCAAAACCGACAGUUACUCUAUUGUCAGUGACUGGGGCCGCCGCUACUCCAACGAGGGUGCAGUGGUAGCCUGUAUACGUAUUCGUUUGUAACAAGGCAGACUUUUGUUUCAGCUAGUUCACUCACUCUUACGGAGUCCACUAUGUCCAGAUGUGAAGAAAUACCUUGUCGUCUGGAUAUUGUGAACACCGGAAGAAUGAGUGGGGUAGGUACAGCGAAAGUCCGCCUCACUGCGUCCUGGACUUCACGCCGGUGAUUUGCGCGUGGAUCCGUCUAUAGUGAGGCAGACUUGCGCAACAUUCACCACACUCCUCCAUCACCCACCUUACUCCGGUAGCAAGAUAAUGUCAAUACGGAAGCUGAACAGUCCGUUUGCGCGUGCCGCACACGAACUGAUCUCCACUACACGUAUCAGGCGACAGCAGGGGUGACUCGGAUCUAAUGAGUUAGUGCCAUAAUGGCCACAUUAAGGAGGAAUUGUAGCUUGAUUCUAUCCUAAGAAGCACGGAGUUAUCCCGUCAGUUGAAAAUUCUUCAGGCCACGACUUUCGGGGUUUCGUGAUAGAUUUACAUGCACCAGGUUCAUCAUAGUGAGGAAUGGGCUGACUUCCCGUGAGAGUGGAUUCUUCCGUCGCUCGCAAUCUCUUUUCCCCCAUCCUCUGCACCAGUAGACCGUCCGAACCUGCCAACCAAAGGGUGAUUGAAUUGGGCGUAUUGGCUGACUCGGUGCAGAAGCCUGCGUCCAAAUCGUGCCACGCGCAUGUGCGGCGGUGGCUAUGGGUUUGCGUGGGCUAAACGCAGUCCGACAAUCUCGUACCAUGAGCCAUUCUGACCCAAAUGUUGGUCCAGUGCAUUUGAAACGCAGCCCAUUGCGGGAGCACCGAUCACCUGUCGCACAUGGCCUCACACGAUCUGAUGUGACCAACCCCACACGAACCAGGCCUCAGUGUACGGGGUCUCUGAUCUCCUACAGGAGUGCUAUAAAGGCUGCAUCAGGAACUAUUGCAGCCUUACCGAGAGCCGAGUUAUCCCGUUAAUUGACAGCUUUCCAAAUUACGACCUGAGGUACUUACUGGUCAUUUUGGCCGCUUCAGAUUUAUUAGUAGGAACCAUUUAGAACGACUUUUCGUGACAAGUUAUAUCUCAGAAUCAACCUCAUCCCCACCCUCGUGCACCAGUGGCCUGUCCAAGCUUGUCGGUCGGCUGGCGGUGAUGUAGAACGCAGUGACUGACGUUGCAUGACCUACUAUCCAGCGUGUGCAUCACGCACGUACGUCAAUAUUCAAGAACUCCGGCUCAGCGCAACCGAAAUGACGUAUUCCACGAACCUGUGGUUCCCACCUUAGCGUAGGGCAACAGGGGUGUAGGCCGUUCGGGGUAAUUCAGCCAAAGUAUACUUCAGCAGGCGAACUUUCAUAAUUGUCAAGCAGUUCCCGGCUACGCAAAAUUCAUCCCUGCACAAACAUUUCUGUUCUAGAACCCUAAGCCACUUACUUCUACUGCGACUACAACCUGGAUAUCUGGACCGCCUGAUUGACAGUAUGCACGACCUCAAGCGUCAAGCAGACCGGGCCAAAACCAAAAUGGUGGAAGCUACUGCAGCCGUCAGGCAUGCUGAAAACGAAAUCAAAGACCUCCAUACAGAACUAAUUGAGGAGCAGCGCGAGUGUAAAGAACAUAUUCGUUUCGUAAGUACUAUGCCACCAUUCUUGAAUGCGCACGCUUCCCCUGGUUCGAGCAAUUUAUUGCAAUUAACCAUACUAGCCGCUCUUCCCCACGUGAAAUACGUCUUCCAAAUUGCUCACAUCUGCUGAAAAGGUUUUUGCUGCAAGCAUUCUCCGUACUUGCCUUGAACCCAAAUAAAAACAACUUCCUUCUAUUUUACGUACUAAGUUGUUGCACACAAAAUCCAGAAGGUAUUACAGCCUAUGACUUAAGCUGCCUUUGGCUGUCAGGUUUUUAGUUUUGUGCUUUUCGACUAUUCCUUGUUUCAGCUGGAGUCGCACCUAUCAAAAAUGUAUGAUCGCGAAAUCCGGUUGAUUGGCUCGGCAAUCGCUGUCUGA
Molecule: messenger RNA, 19656 nt
Organism: Spirometra erinaceieuropaei
Lineage: Eukaryota; Metazoa; Platyhelminthes; Cestoda; Diphyllobothriidea; Diphyllobothriidae
Source: the annotation of a GenBank genome assembly